AUGCUCCAUGAUCUCAAGCUCCCAAAGUCAUUCUGGGUAGAUGCCAUGCAAAUGGCUGCAUAUAUUACAGCACACAGCCCAGAAUCAGGACUCCAUGGAAAAAGCCCAUAUGAAAUACUGUUUAAAAGGAGAGUUGAUCCAACUUUAUUUUGCACUUUUGGAUGCCAAGCAUAUGCCUUGAUUCCAAAAGACAAACAGCAAGGAAAUCAGCAUGUCAUAUUUAAUGAAUUUGGAAAGGUACAAAAGGAUGAUUCUACUCCCUGGAACACAGACCCUAGCACAGAUUACUGGGAGGGACUCAUUCCAGAGAAUGCUCACUAUCCAGACCAAAAUACAUUGGAGGAGGAUGAUCCUAACCCUUGGAUCCAAGGUCCAAAUGAAUUGCAAAUGGAACCGCAUCUUCAAGUAGAUAUUCUACAAGCAAUGGAACCAUAUCAACAUGAAGAUGUUCUGAGAGUAGUGGGAGCACCCAAGCAGCUAAGACACCCUCCACAACAGUCUCUACAACUAAGACCCGAACACUAG
Messenger RNA from Serpula lacrymans var. lacrymans S7.9, 525 nucleotides. RefSeq lists its product as uncharacterized. Lineage: Eukaryota; Fungi; Basidiomycota; Agaricomycetes; Boletales; Serpulaceae. The coding region runs from base 1 to 525 and encodes 174 amino acids. The record is from RefSeq and is a predicted model, not a curated record. The transcript has 2 exons.